AUGUCGUCCCCACGGGCAAGUUUGAUACGCACGCUCUCGAUCUCGUCCGCGACGAGCCAGCAAACAUCAAGUGAAUGGGGAGGCUCACAGGCUACACUUACACCCGGUGCUACGAGACAGAAUAAAUCACCAUCUGGAAGUAUUCACGUACGCUUCAUAACCCCAGAAAACGCUCUCGAGCCGAAGUUAUCUGGGCUACCGAUUUUCCAAGAUCAAAUUCCUCUACGAACAACUAUUUCUGCUCUCAAAGAUCUAGUCAAGAGGAAAGUAUUCCAGAAAGCUCUAAGUUCGCCAUAUGUCGUGGACAUACACCUACAAGCACACCCAAUUUUAACAGACGAUGUCACCCUCUACGAUCUUGAUCUUGUUGGAACACAAAGGGCGCCACUAAACUUAUUCGUAGUUCUACGAUACAAUGGAACAAUCGGAAUACCUACGAAACACUUUUCCGACUUCCGUUCUACCAGCAAUAACAAUGCUUGGCAUCCCGUCGAGGGUGUGACGAGAGCUGGCGUGUCUACCUUCUGUGCUUCGCUUGAGAUGUUGAAGCGGAAGGUUACAGAUGGCCUUACACAACGAAGAUUCUUGACAGCUGUUUGGCAAACCACGCAUUUCUUGCCAGCUGUUUAUGCUAUGGCUAGUUUGUUCGAUAGCAGGACACUUCUUCCUGAAGAAAAGGCGGCAUUAGUUCAAACUUUCCAGGCGCUUUGUGUAAAAUCUGUUCCGGACUGGGCUACCGGAGGGAAAGUAGAAAACGCAUUGGAAGGGUCAAGACAGCUACUGGGUUGGCUGCUUGAUCAAGUUAUUGCAGGCAAACGUGGGGGUUCUGGGAAAGAAGAAUGGACGAAAAAGGCUAUUAUCAAACAAGUGGCGGAAAGGAAGGAAGGAGACCCAGUAACUACGGAUAAUAAUAUCGCCAAUAUCGGUUUACUGAGCGGCGAUACUGUGAAAGUCACAGUCGAGUUUCUGGAUAAGAAUCCACAUGCGCAACCCGAUCAAAGACAAUUGGUCCUUUCUUUCAGGGAUAAAUAUCCUUUUGACGGUAAUUCUUAUCUCGUUGUGCCAAAGGAUGCCGGAAAUGUCCUUGAGCAUAGGGUUCUUCAUCGCCCAACCCAGGAUGGAUUCUACGAACAGAUCAUCAACACUACGAACUUGCCCGCCCUUUGUACCGUGGCGCCAUUGUCCUUGUCUAGCUCAAAGCCACCAGUUUUGACACUGAACAACGAAGGUUUGAUAUCAAUCUUCGAAUUCGGCGGCGAGUGUGCCACAGAAUGGGCCAAUAUCUGGAACCCAAUAACGGGCGUUCAGCAAAUAAUGUCGAACGACCAAGGUCAAGGGCUUGCUAAAACUCUCAAGGACGUCAUUCAGGCACGUAAAGUCAGCGGUGCAUGGCCUCUCGACGGUUGGGACGUUGGGUGUUUGAACGCUAGUACAAUCGACACCCGCAGACCGAAGGAAGCCGUUAUGAUUUGUGUCGACUGUAGCUCUAGUAUGUUUGAUCCUGCGUUCACAGACGAAGAUCAAGAACUCAAAGCUACCGAAAAGAUUACCCGAAUGACGGCAGCGAAGAUGUUGUUCAAGCAUUAUUCAAGCACAGCUACGAAUUACAAGCUUCCAGUACACUUCGGAGUCAUGAAGUUCAAUGCUACAGUUUCUACCAUGCAGGAAUUUACUCCAUUGCUAGAUGAUAUUGAAAAAGAAAUUGAAAAGUUGCAUCCUGCCGGCAUGACAGCCAUGUGGGAUUGUAUCUACGAAGGUGCAGAACAAUUACUUGAUUUCAAGGAGGACAAUCCGGAUACGAAGCUUCGUAUCAUUGUUCUUACUGAUGGUAUCGACAAUCGCUCCAAACAAACCGAUAAGACUACCUAUUCGUAUCUUUGGGAGAACAACAUCGUCCUUGACGCUUUUUGUAUCGGUACAGAUUAUCACAAAUCAUUGUUCAGAAUUUGCGGAGCCACAGGUGGAUACGCCAUGAAGCCAGCAUCUACAGCCGAGAUUAUUCAAUUGGCUGAAAUGGAAACAAUGCUUGACCAAACCUUGCGUCCACUAUUCCCUCGACAGACAUACUUGCCAUACUUCGAUACACUCCAACCCCUCGAACCCUUUACGGUCACUGCCUUCUCUGUUCCAGAGGCCCGUGAUCACCCGCACCAAAACGAUGAGUUCAUGUCUCUGGCAAACGCCCACAAGGCUUUUGGCAAGAAUAAGCAACUCGUUGUUGACAAGGCGGGAGUUCGUGCUGCUUCUGACGUUGUCAAGAACAGACGUCUGUUGUUGGAAAUUAAGGACAUGGUGGAACAACCUCAUCCAGAUAUGGAUAUAUAUGUUAGCGAAAGUGAAAUGGCAUUCUGGAAGGUGGUUAUGCAAGGUCCUGAUGGGUCAAACUAUGCCAGCGGAACUUUUGUUAUGUUCUUGGAUAUGACAGAUGAUUUCCCAAGGAAGGCACCACAGGCUAGGUUUAUUACUCCAAUUAUCCACCCAAAUAUCAAUAAGCAUGGCCGUGUAUGCCACGCGAUCUUGGACCAGGACUGGAAAGCGGAGACAAAAGUUCGGGAUAUUGUUUGCUGCAUCUAUGGUCUACUCAUGGCCCCAGAGAGAAAUGAACCUGUUGAUGCAAUCGCUACUUUGAAGUACUGGACCCAGGAUGAGAAUCUUUACAGCGAAGAGAUCUCCCAGCAUAUCAAGAAAUUCGCCAGUGCAAAUAGAAAAGAUUGGGCCUCAAGGAUUGUACCCGAUCUAGAUGCCAUUCCCGGUGCUGCGCCGACGAAGACUACGACCGUGACUCCAGUCCGUAGAGUAACAGUCUCCGAGACCAUCGAAGCUAGUUCUUCUACGGCGGGAAGUCGUAAAAACGCUUAUGACCCAACUUCCCUUCGUAAAGCGAGAUUCCCAAUCAGGGCGAUCUCACCGCCCACCAGUAGCGCGGUCGAUCCAGGAGCUACAGCAAAGACAACCGCAACAGUAGAGUCCACAAAGGUUACAGCUCAACCCGUUGCUACCUCCUCGAACUCGACUAGCAGUGCUCGUUCACCGGUUCCAGCGCCAAUUCGUCUCGGGUCCCCUACAUAUAGGGAAAUGGAAGGUGCAGCUACAGUCGCGGUUCCAGCAUCCCCAACUCUAUCGGCCACUAGUUCAAAUCUGACCACGGAAUCCGUAUCAAGCUCCACGGCAGCCGUGGUCCCCCGUGUGAACCGCUUUGCCUCCGUAAAGUCAUUGUCCUCUGGCGCUUCAACGGCUUCAACUCCCUCUCAGCGCUCAGUGUCAACUCCAAUGCCUCGAAGCUCCUUCUUUGGUGCCCUCCAAAAUACUCAAACUGCAUUAGGUACUACAACGGUGAAUCCUGCACCCACAACAGCUGUAGCUGCGCCAUCUGCAGCGGCACCGGUGCCGGUUCCUGAUGUGAAUAGGAACAGUUUUAUUGUUCACUCGGUACAGCCAGAGUCUUCGUAUACGUACCGGUCGGCAGGUAGAAUGUCACCACCACCGCCACCAGCUAGGCCGCCAUCGAUUAAUUCUACAGUUAGCAACCGAUCUUCGCUGUCUUUCAAGUUGAAGAAGGUUUUUAAGAAGAGCAGCGACUGA
This is a messenger RNA of Orbilia oligospora ATCC 24927, 3582 nucleotides long. RefSeq lists its product as uncharacterized. Lineage: Eukaryota; Fungi; Ascomycota; Orbiliomycetes; Orbiliales; Orbiliaceae. The transcript is spliced from 5 exons. Bases 1 to 3582 code for a protein of 1193 amino acids. The record is from RefSeq and is a predicted model, not a curated record.